CAAGUCAUCCCUGUCUCUCAAAGGUUUAACUCCUGUUUGUCCCCGUGUGCAUGUGCGGUUGGGUAAAGGCUGCUGCCAUGAAACUGGCUGAAAAGGGUGAAGCUGAGAAUAGGAGGGAAAAGAAGAAGGAGCAACCCUGGGUGAAGAGGCCAUAGUGCAGUACUCAAACUUCGACAGGACGUUUGACUGCAUUGCCCAAAAUGUUUGGGAAGAAAAAGAAAAAGCUGGACAUUUCAGGGCCUUCAAAUUUUGAACACAGGGUUCACACUGGAUUUGACCAUAAAGAGCAGAAGUUUAUAGGCCUUCCUCAGCAGUGGCAGAGUUUGCUGGCAGACACCGCCAACAGGCCUAAGCCUAUGGUAGAUCCAUCAUGUAUAACACCAAUACAGCUUGCUCCCAUGAAGACUAUAGUGAGAGGCAGUAAACCACCGCAAGAUGCGUACAUCAAUGGCCUGCUGGAAGACUUUGAUAAUAUCUCAGUGACAAGAUCCAAUUCCCUUCGCAAAGAAAGCCCGCCAACUCCCCGUCUGGGACAUUCCAACCACUUGAAAGGAUACCCAGAAGAAAAUGGCUUCUUUGCCUUCUCCCAGUAUAGCUGUGAACCUGAAGUGCAAAGAAGUAAUAUUUCUGAACGAUACAAGGAAAGAAGCCUUAGCGCGGAGGAGGCAGAGGUUUAUUAUAGAGCAAAUAAACCCGUGAGGCACAAUGGCCAUCCAGUUAAAAUGAGAUCCUAUGAAACCUAUUUCCCUGAAGUAAAAUCCGUUAGGGCAGAUUUGUCAAGUUACCCAUCGGAAUAUCAUCCCCAGCUGGAAACAAAAAGUAAAUCCGUUGAUCAGUAUGAUUACCACAGUAUUGCUGGUACAUCACUUCAGGACUACAGGGAUUAUUUUCCGCCAUCUAUUACAGGGACAAUAAUGCUAAGUGAGGGCUCGAGAGAAAGACUUGAGUACAGUGAAUGGGGCGAAGGGCUACCCAAGGAUGAUUAUGACAAGAGGCCAAAGUCAUCGUACAUCACCCAAACAAGUCCUCAACCAGCCAUGAGACAAAGGUCAAGGUCAGGGUCUGGCCUUCAAGAACCAAUCAUACCAUAUGGUGCAGGGGUUAUGAAAACUAACCAGCAAGGCCAUCCGUUCAGUUCUUAUACCUACCCACGCUUGUCAGAAACCGGAGGGUGUAUUCCAAAGGUAAUACAAAUGCACAGGUUUUCUUACUGUAUUGCUUUGGGAAAUAAUAUUGAAAUUAAUUAUUAGAACAUACAAAAUGGAUACCUAUACCUGUAAACCUGCAAUGUCCAACAUUAGACAUUUUUGAUCCAGCCACCUACCAACAGCCAGGGGUCACAGGUUACCCACCUAUAUUCUAAAACCUGGCAGCUUUGGAUACCUUCCAUAAAAAUCCCACUAUGUUGUACAGUUAGUUUAAUAAAAAAAAGCAGU
This is a messenger RNA of Xenopus tropicalis (tropical clawed frog), 1436 nucleotides long. RefSeq names its product p21 (RAC1) activated kinase 5 (gene pak5). Gene Ontology annotation, molecular function: protein serine/threonine kinase activity. NCBI's taxonomy places the organism in Eukaryota, Metazoa, Chordata, Amphibia, Anura, Pipidae. The record is from RefSeq and is marked validated.